AUGCAUUCCGAAGCUGCCGAGCGGUUUCGUCACUUUCGCUACGAUUUCUGUGGCUGCCUUGGUCCGGCGGAGGUCGAGACAGUGCGGCGAGGCGCAGGGCUUUGGUUGUUAGGUGCACAAGACGCCGCCGCCCGGCUUGACUUCUACAUAACUCUUCACUUCGACUGCAAGACUCCCCGACACGCACUCGGCAAGCAGUCCGCCAUCGUCAUGAACAAGCCUCCCGGAGACGUCUUCGGUGCCUGGCGCCGGCUCGCGCGCCAGCUGCAGCAGGCCCAGCAGCAAGCGCAGCAGCAGGCGAACCGCGGUGCUCGCUCAAACCUCCGAUACGCCAGUGGCUCUGGUGGUGGUGGCUCCAGCGGCGGUAGUGGUGGUCGUGGGCCGAGCCCUCUCGCCGCUGCGGGCGGUGCCGGCCUCCUCCUGGCGCUUGUCGGCGGUGCGGUCGUUGUCAACUCGGCAAUCUACAAUGUCGACGGAGGACACAGGGCGAUCAAGUACAGCCGCUUCUUUGGCGUUAUGCCUGAUGUCUACGCUGAGGGCACCCACAUGCGCAUCCCCUGGGUCGAGAGGCCGAUCAUCUACGACGUACGCGCCAAGCCGCGCUCGAUCGGAAGUCUUACGGGGACGAAGGACCUGCAGAUGGUCAACAUUACUCUCCGGCUGUUCGAUCUCCGGAACCCCCAGUUGGAUGUUGCCUCUGGUAAAGCUGACACCCCCAGCUACCGCGAGCUCGGCACCGACUACGACGAGCGCGUCCUGCCCUCGCUGAUCAACGAGGUGCUCAAGUCCGUCGUGGCGCAGUUCAACGCCUCGCAGCUGAUCACGCAGCGUGAGCUCGUCAGUCGUCUAGUCCGGGACAACCUGACGAAGCGCGCGAAGCGCUUCAACCUCGUCCUCGACGAUGUGUCCAUCACGCAUCUCGCCUUCAGCCCCGAGUUCACGACGGCCGUGGAGGCCAAGCAGGUUGCGCAGCAGGUAGCGCAACGUGCCGCGUUCACGGUCGACAGGGCGAUCCAGGAGAAGCAGUCCAUCAUUGUGCGCGCACAGGGUGAGGCCAAGUCUGCUGAGCUCAUCGGGAACGCGGUCAGGAAGAACAAGGGAUUCCUUGAGCUCAGGAGGCUCGAGGCCGCGAGGGAGAUUGCCAAGGUCGUUGCUGAGGGCGGUAACGCUGUCAUGCUUGACAGCGCGGCGCUCCUCCUCGACGUUACCGACAACACGGUACUCACCCCCGCGAAGAAGUAG
Trichosporon asahii var. asahii CBS 2479 is the source of this 1242-nucleotide messenger RNA. RefSeq lists its product as uncharacterized. The record is from RefSeq and is a predicted model, not a curated record. The coding region runs from base 1 to 1242 and encodes 413 amino acids. Gene Ontology annotation, biological process: mitochondrion organization. The transcript has 3 exons. Gene Ontology annotation, cellular component: membrane; mitochondrion. NCBI's taxonomy places the organism in Eukaryota, Fungi, Basidiomycota, Tremellomycetes, Trichosporonales, Trichosporonaceae.